Messenger RNA from Ochlerotatus camptorhynchus, 819 nucleotides. It is a transcript of the gene hkb, whose product is annotated as huckebein. The transcript has 2 exons. The record is from RefSeq and is a predicted model, not a curated record. Bases 10 to 819 code for a protein of 269 amino acids. Gene Ontology annotation, biological process: regulation of transcription by RNA polymerase II. Lineage: Eukaryota; Metazoa; Arthropoda; Insecta; Diptera; Culicidae. Gene Ontology annotation, molecular function: DNA-binding transcription factor activity, RNA polymerase II-specific; RNA polymerase II cis-regulatory region sequence-specific DNA binding.
UUCUGAACCAUGUCGGUGAAAUCUAUUGCACCUCCGCAAACCUACUCGCGACUGUUUCGGCCGUGGGAUGCCGCAGCUGUGAACAAGGCCAGCACGAGUCCUAACACAUCCAGUGAUUGUGGAAGUGAAGGAUCGAUUAAAAGUGAACCAUGUGAGCUGAGAGUUCGAGCGCGUUUGGAUAUGGAAAGUCCCGUUUCGUCCGAGCCCAAGUCGCCUCCGUUUAGUCCUUCGAAGGGGCCUUUGCCCGGAACACCCGAACUGGAUAUCAGUGCCGCGUUUCUCGGUCAUCCAGCGGAUUUGGCUUCCUACUAUUAUUUCUACAACCAACAGAAGCUGGGAGUUGAUUUACUACCGCCAGGUUUCAACUUUACCGGAUUACCGAUCGAUCCACUGACGUACGAUCAGAUGGAACAGGAGUACUUCCGAGUGCUUAGUGAAGAUGCGAAAGCCAAGCUGCUGAGCAGUCGCAAGCAGCGACCGAAGAAGUUCAAGUGCCCUCACUGUGACGUAGCCUUCUCCAACAAUGGCCAGCUUAAGGGUCACAUUCGAAUUCAUACCGGAGAGCGCCCUUUCAAGUGUGACGAACAGAGCUGUGGCAAGACGUUUACCCGUAAUGAAGAACUAACCCGUCACAAGCGGAUCCAUACCGGAAUUCGGCCGUACGCUUGCCAGACCUGCGGAAAGAAGUUUGGCCGACGGGAUCACCUCAAGAAGCACACCAAAACGCACAUGCCACAGGAGCGGUAUACGUAUGGGUUGGCGCCGGCCGCCAUGCUAAUGCCGAUGUAUACGGCCGCGUCGCACCUGUACGGUUAUUAG